Messenger RNA from Ilex paraguariensis (yerba mate), 252 nucleotides. Lineage: Eukaryota; Viridiplantae; Streptophyta; Magnoliopsida; Aquifoliales; Aquifoliaceae. The record is from the annotation of a GenBank genome assembly.
AUGGAUGUAGCAUCUCAAAGAAAGAUAGAAAACAAACCACAAUAUUGCCGAGAUGGAGCAGAGCUCUAUUCUAAAGUUGCAGAUGCCAAGGUACCAAGUCCAACCGAUCAUAGUGAGAAAAUAGUUUGUAGCGCUGGACAAAGCAUCCUCAACAUCGACAUCUCAAGCUUCUACACAUUUUGUGAGCAGGAGGUGACCCAUUUGGUGCACCUACAAAGCUGUGGCCAUGGGAAGAUGGUACCAGUCUAUUGA